CCCGCAGCUUCAAGCUGGUCCAGCUCCGGAUCUUAUUCCAAACACCAUCAUCGCCUUUUCACCACCUGUCUCCGCUUACGUAUCCUCCGCCUUCUAUACUCCUGUCUGGGCCAAACUGUGGAGGCUCUGUACAACAGAUCUAUCCUUUCGACUCGCCCACGGCAUUCCCUUUUUGACUACGUUCGCCCGAUAGCGUCAUCCCUCUAUCCGCCAUGGCGCUGGACAACUACUAUCGGAACAAGAUUGAGGGCAUGAAGCUCGAGAUCAUCCAGGGCCAGGCAGUUCUUCGACGCUUAGAGGCACAGCGCAAUGACUACAACUCGCGAGUGCGCCUGCUUCGGGAGGAGCUCGGCCUGCUCCAACAACCCGGCUCGUAUGUCGGCGAGGUGGUGAAAGUGAUGAGCACGAAGAAGGUGCUGGUGAAGGUACACCCGGAAGGCAAAUACGUGGUUGAUAUCGCAGAUGGCGUGGACAUUUCCAAGCUCACUGUCGGCAAGCGGGUGGCUCUGCUUUCAGAUUCCUACAAAUUGGAGAAGAUGCUGCCAUCUUCGGUCGACCCGCUCGUAUCACUGAUGAUGGUGGAGAAGGUUCCGGACAGUACAUAUGACAUGAUCGGUGGAUUGGACCAGCAGAUCAAGGAGAUCAAGGAAGUGAUCGAGCUGGGUCUGAAGCACCCGGAGCUGUUCGAGUCCCUGGGUAUCGCACAACCGAAGGGUGUUUUGCUGUACGGUCCUCCAGGUACCGGCAAGACGCUUCUGGCCCGAGCCGUGGCCCAUCACACAGACUGCCGCUUCAUCCGUGUCAGUGGUUCGGAGCUGGUGCAGAAGUAUAUUGGUGAAGGUAGCCGCAUGGUGCGAGAGUUGUUCGUCAUGGCCCGAGAGCACGCGCCCAGUAUCAUCUUCAUGGAUGAGAUUGAUAGCAUUGGCUCUAGCCGGAUAGAUUCGGCAGGCGGUGGUGACUCGGAGGUGCAACGGACCAUGCUGGAACUGCUCAACCAGCUGGAUGGUUUCGAGCCUACCAAGAACAUCAAGAUCAUUAUGGCCACGAAUCGACUGGACAUUCUGGACCCGGCCUUGCUGCGACCAGGGCGUAUUGACCGAAAGAUCGAGUUCCCUCCUCCAUCCGUCGAGGCCCGUGCCGAUAUUCUACGAAUCCACUCUCGGUCGAUGAACUUGACGCGCGGAAUCAACUUGACCAAGAUUGCGGAGAAGAUGAACGGGUGCUCCGGUGCGGAGCUGAAGGGUGUCUGCACGGAGGCUGGCAUGUACGCACUGCGCGAGCGGAGAGUGCACGUUACGCAGGAGGACUUUGACUUGGCGACCGCCAAGAUUCUCAACAAGCACGACGAUAAGGAGGUUGCGGUGUCGAAGUUGUGGAAGUAAAACCGGACCAUCUUGAAGAGGCCGAGAAAUUGCAACAUCUCGAGGCGCCAAGCGAAGGGCGUGCAGCGGUCAUCCUGGGGAAGACCUAGAGUCUGGGGAGGG
Messenger RNA from Penicillium brasilianum, 1484 nucleotides. The record is from the annotation of a GenBank genome assembly. NCBI's taxonomy places the organism in Eukaryota, Fungi, Ascomycota, Eurotiomycetes, Eurotiales, Aspergillaceae.